Molecule: messenger RNA, 4521 nt
Organism: Electrophorus electricus (electric eel)
Lineage: Eukaryota; Metazoa; Chordata; Actinopteri; Gymnotiformes; Gymnotidae
Gene: atp8a2
Product: ATPase phospholipid transporting 8A2
Biological process (GO): neuron development; phospholipid translocation
Cellular component (GO): plasma membrane; trans-Golgi network
Molecular function (GO): ATP hydrolysis activity; magnesium ion binding; ATP binding
Source: RefSeq, a predicted model, not a curated record
UGUGCGCGCCGCUGUGAUGACCCGACGUCGAUUCUGCUCCGUGUACUAAGGGUCGCUGCUGCUCCGUGCCUGGCCCGCAGUCGCCCACUGUGUUCCUGAGCCACGAGUAUGCUAUCUGUGCGCCCUCGUGGCCGGGACCCCGUACACAUGCGUGAAGGAUGUAUUUUAACAGGCGAUCGAAGAAGAUACACGGCGAGGGAGAGCAGUUAGUGUUGGCACCUCUUAGCCAGGACAGAGCCUGCCAGCAGGACCAGCACAGGAGCUCCAACAUGUGCUCCCACCUGGCUGACAGAUUUGAGAAAAGACCCGCUUGUUCGUCCGCUGGCUACCGCAAGGCAGAUGAUGAGAUGUCCGGGACUACAUCGCAGGCGGAUCUCAUAGAUGCCUCAGCGCGGACGGUGUGGCUCAAUCGGCCUCAAAAUACCAAGUUUUGUGAUAAUCAUGUCAGCACAACAAAGUACGGCAUCUUCACCUUCCUGCCCCGCUUUCUGUACGAGCAGAUCCGGCGAGCCGCCAACGCCUUCUUUCUGUUUAUUGCCCUAAUGCAGCAAAUCCCUGACGUCUCACCCACGGGACGUUACACCACUCUGGUGCCGCUCAUCUUCAUCCUGACCGUGGCCGGGAUCAAGGAGAUCAUUGAGGACUAUAAAAGGCACAAGGCAGACAACACAGUGAACAAAAAGAAGACAACAGUUCUGCGUAAUGGAGCAUGGCAGACCAUCAUUUGGAAGCAGGUGGCAGUGGGAGACAUAGUGAAGGUGACCAAUGGGCAGCAUCUUCCCGCUGACAUGGUCAUAGUGUCCUCCAGUGAGCCCCAGGCGAUGUGCUACACGGAGACCUCGAACCUGGAUGGAGAAACCAACCUCAAGAUACGACAAGGCCUCUCCCUCACAGCUGGUGUUCAGUCUGUGGAGGAGUUCGUGGCUCUGUCAGGUCGGCUAGAGUGUGAAGGGCCCAAUCGGCACCUGUACGACUUCACCGGCACAUUGAGACUGGAUAACCAUAAUCCCGUGCCUCUUGGACCAGACCAGGUUUUGCUUCGAGGUGCCCAGAUCAGAAAUACGCAGUGGAUUGUGGGUAUUGUAGUCUAUACCGGACAUGACUCAAAACUCAUGCAGAACUCUACCAAAGCACCUCUGAAACGCUCGAAUGUGGAGCGGGUGACUAACGUGCAGAUACUGGUGCUGUUCUGCAUCCUCCUGGUGAUGGCGCUGGUGAGCUCCGUCGGUGCAGCCAUUUGGAACAAGCAACACACUGACGAGGCCUGCUGGUACCUUUCCCGUACAGGUGACAUCUCCCUGAACUUCUGGUACAAUUUGUUGACUUUCAUCAUUCUGUACAAUAACCUGAUUCCCAUAAGUCUGCUGGUCACAUUGGAAGUUGUCAAAUUUACACAGGCGCUUUUCAUCAACUGGGAUAUGGAAAUGUACUAUUCGGAGACGGACACGCCUGCCAUGGCGCGGACCUCCAAUCUGAACGAAGAGCUUGGCCAGGUGAAGUAUCUGUUUUCAGAUAAGACAGGCACUCUGACCUGUAAUGUCAUGCACUUUAAAAAAUGCACCAUAGCAGGAAUAACAUAUGGGCACUUCCCAGAGCUGGACUGUGAUCGAUCAAUGGAGGACUUCAGUCAUCUCCCCCCCAGCAGUACCAGCUCUACAGAGUUUGAAGACCCUGCUCUCAUUCAGAACAUUGAAAAGAACCAUCCCACUUCUCCACAGAUUUGUGAGUUUUUGACCAUGAUGGCAGUGUGUCACACUGUUGUUCCUGAACGAGACGUAAACCAGAUCAUAUAUCAGGCUUCUUCACCAGAUGAAGGAGCGCUGGUAAAAGGUGCCAAAAACCUGGGUUUUGUGUUCACUGCGAGAACACCACAUUCAGUCAUCAUAGAAGCGCGUGGGGAAGAAAUGACUUAUGAGCUGCUUAAUGUUCUAGAAUUUUCCAGCAACCGAAAGCGCAUGUCAGUGGUGGUCCGAACUCCGACGGGAAAACUGCGGUUGUACUGCAAAGGGGCGGAUAAUGUGAUAUUCGAGCGCCUACACGAAGCCUCCCAGUACAAGGAGCUGACUGUAGCCCACCUGGAACAGUUUGCCACUGAAGGAUUGCGCACCCUGUGUUUUGCGUGUGUGGACCUGGAGGAGGAUGUGUAUCAGGACUGGCUGAAAGUUUACAACCGGGUCAGCACCAUCCUGAAAGACCGCACGCAGAAGCUGGAGGAAUGCUACGAGCUGCUGGAAAAGAACCUUCUGUUGCUUGGUGCCACUGCUAUUGAGGACCGUCUGCAGACGGGGGUCCCUGAGACCAUAGCCACUCUCAUGAGGGCAGACAUCAAGAUCUGGGUCCUGACUGGAGACAAGCAGGAGACCGCCAUCAACAUUGCUUAUUCCUGUAAGCUGGUGACACAUGGAAUGUCCCUCAUCAUCGUCAAUGAAGACUCUCUGGAUGCGACACGGGCCACACUGGUAGCACACUGCUCGUCCCUGGGGGACUCGCUGAGGAAGGAGAAUGAGCUGGCGCUCAUCAUGGACGGGCAGACCCUGAAAUACGCCCUCUCUUUUGAGGUGCGCCAGGCCUUCCUCGACAUCGCCCUCUCCUGCAAGGCUGUGAUCUGCUGCAGGGUGUCUCCUCUGCAGAAGUCUGAGAUAGUGGACAUGGUGAAAAAGCAUGUGAAGGCCAUCACGUUGGCUAUCGGUGAUGGUGCCAACGACGUGGGCAUGAUUCAGACGGCCCACGUUGGAGUGGGAAUUAGUGGCAAUGAGGGCAUGCAGGCUACCAACUCAUCUGACUACUCCAUCGCUCAGUUCUCCUAUUUGGAGAAGCUCUUACUGGUCCAUGGAGCCUGGAGCUACAACCGUGUUACCAAAUGCAUCCUGUACUGUUUCUAUAAGAAUGUGGUGUUAUACAUUAUAGAGCUGUGGUUUGCCUUCGUGAAUGGCUUCUCCGGUCAGAUUCUGUUCGAGAGAUGGUGCAUUGGCCUAUACAACGUGAUCUUCACGGCACUCCCUCCUUUCACACUGGGGAUCUUUGAUCGGCCAUGUAGCCAGCAGAAUAUGCUGCGCUUCCCACAGCUCUACCGCAUCACCCAAAACGCAGACGGCUUUAACACCAAGGUGUUUUGGGGUCACUGUAUAAAUGCUCUUAUCCAUUCCAUCAUCCUCUUCUGGUUUCCACUGAAAGUCCUGGAACAUGAUACUCCAUUUGAGAGCGGCCACAGCGUUGACUACCUGUUUGUGGGAAACAUUGUCUACACGUAUGUGGUGCUUACAGUCUGUCUGAAAGCUGGUAUGGAGACCACUGCAUGGACAAAGUUCUCUCAUCUGGCUGUGUGGGGCAGUAUGGUGCUCUGGAUGCUCUUCUUCGCCGUCUAUUCUGUCAUUUGGCCGCAUAUUCCCAUAGCCCCAGACAUGCUGGGCCAGGCUGUCAGAGUCAUGAAGUGCUGGAGCUUCUGGCUGGGUCUCAUACUGGUGCCGGCAGCUUGUCUGCUCAAAGAUGUGGCGUGGAAUGCGGGGAGGCGUACAGUAAGGAAGACUCUCCUGGAGGAGGUGCAGGAGUUGGAGGCACGGGCGGUGGACCCCGGUGCUGCCGUGCUCAGAGACGCCAGCGGACGCAGUCUGAACGAGCGCGCCCACCUGUUGACUCGGGUGUUCAGGAAGACGCCCUCCAGCGUGGGCCGGUCCAACUCUGUGCAGCAGACCGUGUCACAUGGCUACGCAUUUUCCCAGGAAGAGCAUGGGGUGGUGUCCCAGUCCCAGGUAGUGCGCUCUUACGACACCACCCGCCAGCGGCCCAGCUUGUAGCAACGCAGCACUUCACGAAAGGGUUGCCAAAGCAACAGCCCACAGAGACUUUUUUACAGGACAUGCCCCUCCCCGGGUGAGCCUGCUGUGGCCUUACUGGACCUUUGAAGUGGACUGGAUUGAGCUGAACAUGGCCUGCGCUGUGCUUAGGCCCUGCUAUAUAUUACCAUGCCUUUCUAGGCAGGACUAUUGUUAUAGGAAUGUGGGUGGGCUGGUGGGAUGGGCACUGGGUGGGGCAGGAGGGAGGGGCAGUGUUUUCACAACAGAAUGGCCAGUCAGUAUGCAGCACGCUGUGACAGAUGGGUGCCAGGAGCCAAUCAGCAUACAGAUCCUGAUGCAAGGAAAUUGGAGGCAGUGAUGUUUCUUUUCUGUAUCACUUUGCAACACACAGCCCUGUGGAUGUUGACAUGCAUGUGCGUUAUUCCUAUGUUUGGAUGCGUGUUUGAAUAUGUGUGUGUGUGUGUGUGUUGGCUAUAUAACUUGCUCCUUAGUGUGUGGCAAGACUCUAUUGUCAUAUUUUUGUGUGCUGGUGGUAAUGACAGUAGACAUGUAAAGGAGAGACUGAGAUCGCAUUUGUGUAUGUUUGUGUGUGGGUGUGUGUGUGUGUGUGUGUGUGUGUGUGCUUUGUUGAGUGUCUACACUUCUCUCUCAUCUGUCUCUUGAGCUUGGAGCCUCUCCAUCAUCAGCAGUGCAGGGGGCGCACUCUAAAAUAAACAUCAAAAACUCA